Symbiodinium natans is the source of this 1389-nucleotide messenger RNA. Lineage: Eukaryota; Dinophyceae; Suessiales; Symbiodiniaceae. The record is from the annotation of a GenBank genome assembly.
AUGGCAUCCAUUCGUAUGAGGACGCCGUCGCCCUCACCUAUGGUGUCCAGGGCUGCCCAAGUGUCUACGGUGGUCAGUCCUGCGCGUUCCGCGGGGCCGCCCUCCACUUGUGGACAAAGCGAGAUCCACAUCGUGAUUACCAUCAAUGGACAUCCAGCACCGGUAUACGCGGCGAGCCUUCCACCCGUGAUGCCAGAGCAGCAGUGUUCGUCGUUUGCGACACCGCGCCAAGUCCCGCCUGGCCAACGUGAGAUGGGAGCAGCGUCGCCGGUUCUGCAGACGCCACCCAAGGAAUCAAGGCCAUCACCGUCAGCCUCCCCUGAGCCCUUGCCGAACCUGCUGCAGAAGCGGAAGCCGGACACGGAGGAGCCUCCUGACAAUGGCUCCGCAAAGGCAGGGCCAGAGAACCGCGAGCUGCAGGCGAUGCAGCAAGAGCGUGAAGCCUCACAGGAGAUCCAGCAGCAGACGCGGCUCCAGGAGGAGGCGGGGAAGGCUCUGCGCGAGCACGCGCUUCAGGAGCAGCGGCUCCAUUUCGAACAGCUGAUCCAGGGGACUGAAGAUGCCCAUGAGCAAGCCUGCAAGGCCAUGCUAGUCGAGAACCAGGCAGUCCUGGAGGCAGAGAAGGCCCUGCGCGAGCACGAGCUUCAGGAGCAGCGGCUCCAUUUCGAGCAGCUGAUCCAGGACCAGGGGCUCCAUUUCCAGCGGCUGCUGCAGGCCGCUUGUGUUGCAUCCGUGCCUUGUGUGCGGGUGCAGAUUCCUUUCAAUGUGGCAGGGAGGCGCAGCGCAUUUGGCACAGUGCAUUUCGUGCUGCCGGUAGACUGUCACAUCGCCGGACUGAUCCGCAAGGCCGAGAAGGCGCUGCGCGAGCGGAUGCUCCAGGAGCAGCAGCAAAGCUUCGAGCAGCUGCUGAAGGACUCGCGAGAGCAGACGAUGGAGGCGCUGCGGCUCGAGUACGAGCAAGCAUUGGAGGCCGAGAAGGCGCUGCGCGAGCGUGCACUCCAGGAGCAGCAGCUUAACUUCGAGCAGCUGCUGAAGGCCGCGGAGGAUGCUCGAAAGCAGACGAUGGAGGACCUCGUGCCGCCCUGCCCGCCUGCAGCCUCCGAGCACCGGGACAUUCCACAGGAAGCCGCCGCAGUCUCCCCGCCGCCAGACGGGCAGCCUCUGCCUGCGCAGGAAGCUGCUGCAGUCUCCAAAGCGGUGCAGGCGGGCGCCAGCGCAGCAGAAGAGGCUGCGCACUUCAAGGAAGCCCUGGCGUCCUACCGCCAGCGCUAUGAUGGCAGGACCCCGGAUGCCUCGCAGCUCGCCAUCUUCUCCGCGAACAUGGGCUUCCCCGUGCCCUUCAAGUUGGCGAAGGAGCUUCUCUGGGCCCGCCGCCGCCGCCGCCGCUGA